UUAUAAUGAGCUGGUUGAUUUGGUUCAUGGAUUAUAACACGUAAAGACCUUUACUUUUGUAAUCACUUUGGAAAAAAUUAAUAGAAAAAUAACAUCGGGAACCAAGCCUGUUAAACAUUAAGCAAUGCUCUGCUGCAAUCUACAGUAAAACUUUUUUUUAUUUUUUAUUCCUUUUAAGAAUCAUUUACAUUCAGCAGUAUUUAGUAUUUGAUUUACCAGGGAUUGUGAUUUCAACUGUUUUUGAUUGACUUUAUAAGUUCCAAACUCUUUUUGUUAAGUCCAAACAAUGCUUAAUUUGUCCGUUGAAUCAUGAAUGAUAUUUCAGAGUGCGAUACAUUAAAAAUUCCUUCCACAUCUCAUGUCCUUUGUACAGCCUCAUUUGUAUGAGACUGCAGUCUUUCCUUUGGUGCUACAAGUAAAGCUAAUUAUCAUCAUUCAGAGUGUAGUCAGCAUUUGCAUGGUGCGUUUAAAGGAAUCUGAUGAAACUUCUCUUGCUGCAGCUGCUCCCAUUGCGCCAGCACUAGUGUUUGUUGUGUCCAUGGCAACAGAACUCUAGAAUGUCUCCUGCUUUGAUGGCUAUAGAGAGCCGGUGAUCUAUAUCAUAAGUGAGUAUCUGAUCCUGCUGGAGGUCUGCAGACUGUGAGGAGUUUGAACUAUAACAAUACAGCAUGUAUAAAAUGCAAAACCCUUAUGACAAGUGGAGCCAGCCUGGUUGGAAAAUAGAGCAGAAGUAUGGCAACAAAGUGCUCAUUGGUAAUUGGGUGGAGGAGAAAUUACAAUUCGCUCGAGAGUGUAAGACAGCAAACAGCUCCAACAGGCUGGACUACAUACCGCACAUGUUGCACAGGCCUGAUGUUGUCAUGCGGCGAAAGGCUCUUCGCAGAUCAGAGACCCUCAACAGAUUCCAAAAAAGUUGGCACAGGAGCAGUUUAGGACUAUCAAUCAGGGCGUUCCCUCAAGGCAGUUACUUUCUCAUCAUGAUGUCCCGUCCUCCCACUACCUGGUGUCCCUGUAUGAUGAGUCUUACGGGCGUCAGACCUCCUCCUCUCUGCCCACACUGCGCUCCUGGCACCAUGACAAACUGGCCUGGGUCCCAGAGAGGUCAGACCACCCAGUCCAAGGCCCCCCUACUAAGUUUGGCUUGGCUGAGUGUUGGCGCACUCGUGUGGAACAACAGCGGGCAGUUGUGCCUACAUUAAGCUUGUAUAAGGCUUCGUACCCUCUGCACCCCAUCAGCUCCUUCUGUCAUUCCCGCCACGUCAGCAUGCCCAAGCGCUUCUCCAGCAGUCAGCACCCUGCCAACCACAGCAGGCAGGAGUUGGCACUGAAACCCAGACCCUGCAGGCAGGUCUCCAGUAAUCCAGCCAGCCCGCUGUGACCCUUAGCCUUUGUCUCAGCGCCUUCAACCCUGCAGUGCCACCCUAGUCUCAGUCUGGAGAGAGGGCUUCAAUUUCUUGCUUUAUUGAUCAAUAUGGCACUUAAAAAUGGGAGCAUUUUGAUGUGUUUGAGGAUAGACAA
Molecule: messenger RNA, 1518 nt
Organism: Danio rerio (zebrafish)
Lineage: Eukaryota; Metazoa; Chordata; Actinopteri; Cypriniformes; Danionidae
Source: RefSeq, a predicted model, not a curated record